AUGUCUUUCGCCGAGUAUGGAUCAAGUAUUUUUUUCAUGGGAAAAAAACCGCUGGACCAAGGAGACGGCUUGGCUAAUAAUAAUGAUAAGUACUUUGGAUGUAGAUUAAAAAUGAUGGACUCUUGCAAUGAUUUACGAGCCUGGAUCAAGACUAGAGAAAUGGUUCCACAUUUACCAGAAGGAAUGAGUGUAGAAGAUGUCAAUAGAGUAAAAGAGUUAGAAUUUUUGAGACGCGAAUUAGCUAAAUAUAAAGCACUUAAAUUAACUCCCGAACAAAAAAAACAAUUAGGACAACCGGAUUUCGGUGAAGAAUUCUCAAAAGGAGACUGGACAAUUUUUAAUUUCUUCUCAAACCAACUAGACAGAUUAACUAAUUACGGAGGAACACUUCUGGGUGCUUCUAGUCCAACUAAAAUAGAAGAAAUAAAUAAUAAAGGUUUACCGUCAGCUCGGUCAAAGCCACUAAAAAGUAAAAGUAGAAAAAAUAAUAUUAAACGAAAGUCGAGCACUGAUAUUUCGUGCUCUAUUCCAAAAGACUCAACCAGCCAGUCCACUUCUUCUCAAUGCGGAAUCGCUGAUGAAUGUGAAAGUGAUUCAAGCUCUGGAUCCAGUCGCGGUUAUAAUUAUCAGUUUAAUAAAAGAAAAGUCAAUCGUAAUUGUACUUAUGAUGAUGAAAGUGAAACAUCAACAGACUCGAAUCGAUCGUAUAUAAUUAAAUCAGAAUCAAUAAUUAUUUCAUUAGAAAAUGAAUUGAAGGCGAAAGAGUCAGAAGUCGAUGAGCUGAAGAACCUGAGCCGGGAUUUAAAAUACUCAUUGCAGAAUCGUGAUAUGCAGAUUAAAAAUCUUAAAGAAAGCCUCGCGAAAAAAUUGGACGAUGUAGCAAAACUUGUAAAAGAUGCAGGAAAUUAUGGAGCGGGUAUAGAAGGAAUGAAAGCAUUGAUCCGCGAACGGAAUGACUUGAUUGAAUGGAAACGGCAGUUCGAGGUGCAUUACAGCGACCAGGAGUAUGAAAUCGAUCGUCUGAAUAAAUUAAUAAACCGUAUCGAGGAAGAACGCGAGACUCAACGACUAGAAAUGUCAAGAAUAACCGAGGAAUUGGAGGAAGAACUCAGAAAUAAGUCCGAUGAAAUUGAUUAUUAUCAAGAACAAAUUAAUCAUUACAAGGAACACACGAAACAGUUAAAGAGGGAAUUAGAGAAAAGUAAUGAAGCCAAAGAAAAAGACUCUAUGAGUGACAGAGAUCUUGAUAGUACCUUUGCGAUGUACUUGAAAAAAUCUAGCGAACAAAUUAACCAGCUGUCUACUGCUCUUCAUGGUGCGGGUAAUGAUGUUGAGAAAAGCAAAAACGAGAUAGAUAUUCUUAAGAAACAGAUUUCACAGAGUUUGUACAAUGAAAAGUUGUAUCAGUCACAGUGGGAGGAAUGCCAGAAGCAAAUCGAUAGUCAGAUAAAUGAAAUUGAAAAAUUACGUCAAUAUAAUGAUAAAUUAAAUAAAGAUAUCCAGAAUAAUGUUAAUUUGAAGUAUGAACUCAAUGAAAUGACGUCAAAAGUUGCUUCACUCCAAAAAGAACACUCGAAUUUGACAAAUAAAUUAAAACAUUUGAACGAAUGUUUAAAGGCAAAAAACUACGAAGUUAUUUCUCUGCAAGAGGAAAAACAAAAUUUAGAAAAAAAAAUUGCUAGUAUUCUUGCUGAGUUGGAGGAAAAAAAUAGUAAAAUAAAUUUACUGGAGCAAGAAAACUCAGAGAUUUAUAAAAAAUUACAAGACACUGAGAAAGAUGUGAAGGAAGUGUCAGAAGAGAUACAGUCUAUCAAAUAUAAUGAUGAAAAAAUAUUGCAGAUAAAAAUGUUAGAGCAACAAUUGAUGAAACGUUCUAAAGAAAAAUGUAAGCUAGAGGAUGCCGUGAAAGAUUUGCGGAAAGAAUAUACCGAGUGUAAGAAUUUAAAUAAACAGCUUGAAGAUAACUUGACAAAUAAGUCUAAUCAAAUAAUAAUUAUCAAACGAGAUAUUAAACGAUUGACUAGUGACUUGAGCGAUAACAUUUAUUCUGAUGGUAGUAUUAUUAAAUUCCCGGAUAAAUUCCACGAGAGCUUGAGUAUUCUGAUGAAACAUGUCGAGUUGGAGAGUUGCAAUGAAAAAGGCUCAACUGAUUUUAAUGAUAUUGACUGUGAUAAUAUCAAAGAUAGAGAAGAUAGUAUCUCUAAGGCGUUUAAUGAUUCAGAUACUGAUCAAUUAAUAAACUCGAUUGUGCGUGAAAAUAAGGACUCGGCUAUGAAAGACGACCGUGCUAUGCUUGAAGAGAUAAAGCAAAAUUACAAAGCGGCUUUGAAGCCGAUGCUAAAAAAUUUAUCUAGCUGCGUAGCUAAAAAAUUCGAUCCUCAAUUAUUUGACAAUGAGAGUGGAUUUAUAAGUGAGGGUAUCUCGUCAAUGAAAUCCCCUAAUGAUAUCAGUAAUUAUCAUCAUCAUCAAUUAGAUAGUAUACCUACUUAUUUAAAUACAAUUAAAUUGAAUCAAACUAAUCAACCGGAUUUUAACAAUGAUUUGUCCGAUAAUCAAAGCAAAAAUAAACACGAUGAUAAUCGACACAACAUUUUAUCUAAAUACAAUAAUGAUAAAUCACGACAAAGUAAUAAUUAA
Molecule: messenger RNA, 2637 nt
Organism: Cotesia congregata
Lineage: Eukaryota; Metazoa; Arthropoda; Insecta; Hymenoptera; Braconidae
Source: the annotation of a GenBank genome assembly